Dentiscutata heterogama is the source of this 279-nucleotide messenger RNA. The record is from the annotation of a GenBank genome assembly. NCBI's taxonomy places the organism in Eukaryota, Fungi, Glomeromycota, Glomeromycetes, Diversisporales, Gigasporaceae.
AUGCAAAAUGAUCUAGAUUACUUGCAUGAAGAAAAUGAGCAUAUGCAAAAUUCUAUGAAUCAAAUUAUCCCUCUAACUAAACAACUAAAUGAUUUAAAUAAUAAGCUUGGCUACCAAAUUACUUGCAAACAAAAGUCUCGUGCUAAUCUUAAUGCCAAGCAGUUAAAAGAAAUAGAAUCGCUAAAGGUAAGUGAUCUGGAAGAUGAACUAGAACAGAUCUCUCUAAAACCAGAUUCGUUAUCUAAUGAUUCGAAAACAGGUGGCGAUGCAGUAGAAGAG